UAACAGUCGGUCUGUUCCCCUCUCUCAACAUUAAUGAGUAAAUAAAGACUCGCAGCAGGUCAGUCUGCGUGUAGUCAGGGAUUCAGACGAAGAACAACAACAGAACCGAGUCCAGAACCGAGAGGAGGCGAUGAGAACCGAAACCUGAACGUUGAUCUUUUGUUUGUCAGGCGGACAGUGAAGGCGAGACUCAGGCAGGAGGCAUGAUGGAGGCGGAGCAACAUGCUUGUGAUAAAUGUGGACAGAACUUCUCGGACACGUCCGUCUCCCACCGCUGUCCAAAGCCGCCGGUCCGGACGGGUCCAGGGAACCGGAGCCGGAACCGGAGCCGGUCACCAGCAGGGAAACAACCAGAAAACAACCCCAACGCUUCAGCGCCACCUGCAGCGGAGGCUGUUUAUCGGACCAACGCCUGUCCCAAAUGUCGGCGCUGCUUCAAGAUGCGUUCCCACCUGCGGGAACACCUUCGGCUGCACUUCCCCGACCCCGGCCUCCAGUGCCCCGCCUGCGGCCGGUUCUUCACCAGCCAGAGCAAGCUGCGCAUGCACCGCCUCCGGGAGGCCGGGGUCAAGGCCCACCGCUGCCCCCUGUGUGAUUAUUCAGCCGUGGAGAGAAACGCCGUCCGGCGCCACGUGGCCAGCAGGCAUCCAGAGGAGGCCGGCGGCAGCCAGAGCUUCCUCUGUCCCGCCUGCAGCCAGAGCUUCCUCCACAUCCGGGCCCUGAAGACUCACAUGAAGACACACAACAUCCGGCGGGACGCGGCGCCGGCGGCCUGCGUCCAGGACGGCUGCGCCUUCCAGAGCUCCCACAGCAAAGACCUGCUCAGACACGCCGCUGAGGAGCACGGGGUCAGAGCGGCGCAGUGUCGUCAUCACGCCUGCAGCGCCAUCUUCAAAUGCGAAGCAGACAUGGAGGAUCACUACCGGAGCCACCUGGCCUACCGCUGCCCAGACUGCAGCUUCUGCUGCUCCAACAGGACCGAGCUGCUGCAGCACCGGCGGCUCGGACACACCGGCCAGCAGGAGCUCUGCUGCGAUUUCUGCCCCUUUGUGACCUUUAACCCCGUGGAGUACGAGCAGCACGUGACGCGUCUGCACGCCAACGAGAAGAUCCACCGCUGCUCUCAGUGCAGCUACGUCACGGCGCACAAACGCAGCCUGAAGCGGCACGUCAUGACGCACAGCGGUGAGAAACCUCACCAGUGCAGCUUGUGUGAGUUCAGGUGCAGAGACGAGUCGUACCUCUCCAAACACAUGCUGGUCCACACCGAGCACAAGAACUUCAUGUGUGCAGAGUGUGGAUACGUCACCAAGUGGAAGCAUUACCUGACCGUCCACAUGAGGAAACACGCCGGAGACCUCAGAUAUUCCUGUGAUCAAUGCUCCUAUCGAUGCCAUCGGAUGGAUCAGCUGAAGAGUCACAAACUACGGCAUCAAGCUAAAUCCCUCAUGUGUGAGAUCUGCGCUUACGCCUGCAAGCGCAAGUAUGAGCUGCGCAACCACAUGCUGGCCAAGCAUUCUGGGGAGGAGAAGAAGUCUGCUGCAUACCAGUGCAAGUACUGCUCAUAUAGCACCUGGUACCGGCAGGCGCUCCAGAACCACGAGAACUGCAAGCACACCAAGCUGAAGGAGUUUGGCUGCGCGCUCUGCUCCUACUCGUCCUACAGCAGCAUCAGCCUCUUCCAGCACAAGAGGAAGGUCCACGGCUACGUCCCUGGAGACGCCGCCUGGCUGCAGAACUACGCAGCCAAGGAAAAGCAGAGGAACUCAGCAGAGUUCCUGCAGGACUUUUACAGGAAGUCCAGACAACCAGCUGCUGCUACACAGCAGAACCAGUCAGGAUCCGACCCCUGCACUGAAGGUUCUGCCGCUUCUCAAGCCGACGGUUCGGUUCUCGUCCAAGAAGUUGGUCAUGAAGCCGUUUCUGAAAGAUCCAGCAGCAGUCUGGAGCCGUACUGUACUCUGGUGUUGACCAGAGUACCGACCGUCGAGGCUUUAAGAAACGAGAACCAAACCUGCCAUGGCACACCGCCUUUAACCGGGCCAGAACCGUCCACACCUGCCAGCUCUUUGGAGGAAGACAAUCUAGGAUCGCAAGACGGACCUGGUGAGCAAAGUGACGUAGAACCUGCAGGAAACCGACCCGUCACACUCUGAGGCCCGACUGAAAGCUCUGAGGAAACACGACAAGGACCAAGCAGACGCCAUGAUUCUGGAGGGACGGGUCCAGAUGCUGGCGCUGCCAUCUGAAGCUGCUUACGG
Messenger RNA from Poeciliopsis prolifica (blackstripe livebearer), 2261 nucleotides. RefSeq names its product zinc finger protein 142-like. Bases 204 to 2156 code for a protein of 650 amino acids. The transcript has 7 exons. Lineage: Eukaryota; Metazoa; Chordata; Actinopteri; Cyprinodontiformes; Poeciliidae. The record is from RefSeq and is a predicted model, not a curated record.